AUGUACAGGCCGCUGCUCUGUGAUUGGCGCAGCGUGGUGCGUGGUGCUCUGCCAUUGGCCGAAGUCGGUCUCCGUUCAAAGCCUGUGCACAGAGCACUGUCCUCCCGGCUUUUGUCUCCACAGAUCGGCUCCUACACCGUCCUCCAGCGCCCUUUCACCAUGAGGCGUGUUUGGCUCAUAGGGCUCCUUAUUGCACUUUUCGCUUUCGCUGCUGUAAGGGCAGAGGAUGAAGUCGAUGUGGAUGGGACAGUAGAAGAAGAUCUUGGUAAAAGCAGGGAUGGCUCCAGGACAGACGAUGAGGUGGUGCAGAGGGAGGAGGAGGCUAUCCAGCUGGAUGGUUUAAAUGCUUCUCAAAUCAAAGAACUCAGAGAAAAAUCAGAAAAGCACCUCUUCCAAGCUGAGGUCAAUCGCAUGAUGAAGCUGAUCAUUAACUCCCUGUACAAGAACAAAGAAAUCUUCCUCAGAGAAUUGAUUUCCAAUGCCUCAGAUGCUCUGGAUAAGAUUCGCUUGAUGUCUUUGACUAAUGAAGAUGCACUUGCUGCCAACGAAGAGCUGACAAUCAAAAUAAAAUCUGACAAAGAGAAGAACAUGCUCCAUAUCACAGAUACUGGUAUUGGAAUGACCAAAGAAGACCUGGUCAAGAAUUUGGGCACAAUUGCGAAGUCUGGCACGAGCGAGUUUCUCAGCAAAAUGACAGACAUGCAAACUGAAGGCCAGUCUACCUCUGAGCUGAUUGGGCAGUUCGGAGUUGGUUUCUACUCUGCCUUCCUCGUGGCAGACAAAGUUAUUGUUACAUCAAAGCACAACAAUGGCACACAACACAUCUGGGAGUCUGAUUCCAACCAGUUCUCGGUCAUUGAAGACCCCCGUGGAGACACCCUGGGCAGAGGAACAACUAUCUCACUGGUCCUGAAGGAAGAGGCCUCAGACUAUCUUGAACUGGAGACUAUUAAGAACCUUGUCAAAAAAUACUCUCAAUUCAUCAACUUCCCCAUCUAUCUAUGGGCCAGUAAGACUGAAACGGUUGAGGAGCCCAUCGACGAGGAUGCUGAAACUGAAGAACCAGAGAAGGAAGCUGCAGAGGAUGAAGCUGAAGUGGAGGAGGAAGAAGAGGACAAGGACAAGCCAAAGACUAAGAAGGUGGAGAAAACCGUGUGGGAUUGGGAACUCAUGAAUGAUAUCAAGCCCAUCUGGCAGAGACCCGCUAAAGAGGUGGAGGAAGACGAGUACACUGCCUUCUACAAGACUUUCUCUAAGGACAGUGAUGACCCUCUGGCACACAUCCACUUCACUGCUGAGGGAGAAGUCACCUUCAAGUCCAUCCUGUUUGUUCCUGCUGCAGCUCCGCGGGGCCUGUUUGAUGAAUAUGGAUCAAAGAAGAAUGACUACAUCAAGCUGUUUGUCAGAAGAGUGUUCAUCACAGAUGACUUCAAUGACAUGAUGCCAAAGUACCUGAACUUUGUCAAAGGAGUGGUUGAUUCCGAUGAUCUUCCACUGAAUGUAUCCAGAGAGACCCUGCAGCAACACAAACUUCUUAAGGUCAUCCGCAAAAAGCUUGUGCGAAAGACUCUUGAUAUGAUCAAGAAAAUGGCAGAGGAACAAUACAAUGAGAAGUUCUGGAAGGAGUUUGGAACGAACAUCAAGCUGGGAGUGAUUGAGGACCAUUCCAACAGAACACGUUUGGCCAAACUGCUGCGAUUCCAGACUUCUCACAGUGACUCCGUCCAGUCCAGUCUCGAGCAGUAUGUGGAGCGCAUGAAGGAGAAGCAGGAUAAGAUUUACUUUAUGGCUGGAACCAGCAGGAAGGAGGCUGAGUCGUCACCUUUUGUGGAGACGCUGCUGAAGAAGGGCUAUGAAGUGAUUUACCUGACCGAGCCUGUGGACGAGUACUGCAUCCAGGCUCUCCCAGAGUUCGAUGGAAAACGCUUCCAAAACGUCGCCAAAGAAGGUGUGAAGUUUGACGAGGGCGAGAAGACCAAAGAAAAGCGGGAAGCUCUGGAAAAGGAGUUUGAGCCCCUCACCACCUGGCUCAAGGACAGCGCUCUCAAGGAUAAGAUUGAGAAGGCUGUCCUGUCUCAAAGGCUGACAGACUCGCCCUGUGCUCUUGUGGCCAGUCAGUACGGAUGGUCCGGAAACAUGGAGAGGAUCAUGAAGGCCCAGGCCUACCAGACUGGAAAGGAUAUCUCAACAAACUAUUAUGCCAGCCAGAAGAAAACCUUAGAAAUAAACCCCAAACAUCCUCUUAUCAAGCAGAUUCUCAAGCGUGUCAAUGAGAACGCAGAGGACCAGACUGCAUCAGACCUGGCGGUGGUCCUGUUUGAGACCGCCACGCUGCGUUCAGGUUACCAGCUCGCCGACACGAAAGCCUACGGCGACAGGAUAGAGCGCAUGCUUCGACUCAGCAUGAACGUACCGCUGGACGAACAGAUUGAAGAGGAGCCUGAGGAAGAAGAGCCCGCUGAGGAAGACUCUGAAGAUAAAGAAGAAAAUACAGAUGCUGAUGAUGAUGAUGAUGAAGAUGAAACGACACAAGAGGGCAAAGAUGAACUGUGA
Molecule: messenger RNA, 2553 nt
Organism: Knipowitschia caucasica
Lineage: Eukaryota; Metazoa; Chordata; Actinopteri; Gobiiformes; Gobiidae
Source: the annotation of a GenBank genome assembly